UUCAGCUUGACGCAAGCGAGUGAACGCUACCCGCAAGCUGAUACACAAAAGGAGCGGAGGACCUGCAGCAAUGGGAAUCAAACUGUACUACACCACCGUUACUGCAUCGCGGACGGUGAAGUCUCAACAGGCAGAGGUGAUGCGAAUCCUGGAGAGUAAAAGCAUCCAGUACGAGCUGGUCGACAUCUCUGUGGGCGGGGAGCUCCGGGACGAAAUGAGAAGCAAAGCAGGGAACCCCUCGGCAGUCCCUCCCCAGCUGUUCAAUGAAGACCAGUACUGUGGGGACUAUGAAAUGUUUUCCGAGGCGGUGGAAGCGGAUACACUGGACCAAUUUCUGAAGCUGGCGUGAGGAGGGCGUAGGAGCGUCCUUCUCCAUCUAAACCCCAUUCCCUCAACCACCCACCCACCCUGUGUGGUAAUAGAGACCCCUUUUAUCCAGUCUCUCUCUCUCUCUGCACCACUGGCAGUAUCCAUUCACUUUCAAUGCCAUAAUGAAGAAUGCCAAAUAUCUUGUAUCUAACUGAUCAGAAGACACACAUUCCCCCUCCCUGCCUGCACCAUUGGACUCACUCUUAAUCUGUUUUAUUAUGUUUUUAUUCUCUUCUUUUCAUUUUUGAUUUCCCUGUCUGGCAGACUAGUGUUAAUAGUCCCCUAGGAAUCAAGGAGGUGUCGAAAUGUGCGGUAAUUAGGUCGACUUAUCUCGGCCGCUGCCACUUGAUCACUGGAGAUUAAACUAAUCCGCUGGAUGACAACAUUCAACCCAGAAUCUUCCUGAUCCUCUUGCAGACCCAACACGCAGUCAUCACUCUCAGUCUUAACUACUUUGUUGUCUAUUUGUUUUUGUAGCCUUUAAAUUCCCCAUGUUGUACAUGACUGCACACUGUUUGUACCUCACAGUGCAAAUGCACAGGGACGUAGCAAGGACUGUAAUGUCCUUAAACCUAGUUAAUUAUGAGUUAUAGCAGCUAAAAGAUGACUUCUUUUUUUUAUAAUUUUGGUCCAUUGGUCCCAAUAUGCAAUAUAUGACACAUGGUUUGGUUCUGAAGUGGGAACCCACUGACACUCAUCUGACCUGUGUUAAGGAACGAUAAAGCAGCCAGAACUUAAAACACAUUUUUGGACAAAUUCAAAUUACUUUGAACUAUUAUUCAUCUGAGACACAUUUAAAAGUGUCCAGUAUUUUUUUAUUUUUUUUGUAAACAAACAAAAAGUUACGUUCACACGCAUUGUCCUUGAGGUCUCCCAAAAGUCUUGAGGGCAUUUCCUUUCCAAAGACAAUCUAAAAAAAUGUAUUGUAAACGGUGCGUUGUUCACAUCCGUGUUUGCUAGCAAGCAGUUCUCUUCAUCUAUAUGAACAUAUUGCUACUCUUCUUGGCGCAUUACUGCCACCAACGGUCAAUCUGUGAAACAGCGUGGCAGGUGUGUGUAUCGCCUGUGUGCGCGAUAUAAAUACAAAACAGGGACCCAGUCGUAAAAACGUUGGUCCGUAGCGGUACCAGUGGUCAAAAAGUCUACACGGUCCCUUUUAGGCUAAGUUGUGGAAAUGUCUACGAAAGAUGAAGCCAGAUGAUAUGUUGGUGACAUCUAUCGAAACUGACAAAAAAAAAAAGGCACACAUACUAAUUAAAGAAUAUUUUGGCUAUAGUCCCCUGUAGGGACAUGUGGGGGGGAUUAACAUACUGCAAUGGAAAUGUACACAUAGUGGGCAUAUAAUAGGUGGAUUCUAGGGCUGCAACUAACAAUUAUUUUCAUUGAUUAUUUUCUCGAUUUAAUCAAUUAGCCGUCAGGUCUAUAAAUGUCUGAAAAACUGUUAAAAUAUGUCGAUCACUGUUUUGAUUAUGAAAAUAGUUUGCGAUUAAUUUAACAGUUGGCAACUAAUGGAUUCUUGAUUAAUCUUCGCGGCUCUAGGCCAACAACAAAAAAGGAUUCAGUGUUCCCCCAGCAACAUAUCCUUCGGUGUGGAAACAUUUCUACCUUCAUGUUAGGAAAUGUAAUUGAAAGGAAACCUGAUUGAACUGUUAAAAUAAUAGCUUAAUUAUUACUUAAAAAUCAUUAGACCGUUGUGCUGGCCGCCCUGCUGGUGUUUAGUAUCCGAACACGUUUAAUUUGGGAAACCGACCGCUCUCAUUGGAUAUGUGACGAUGGUCUCACCAAUGGGCCAAACUUAUGAAAAGGUUGGUUAUCAGUGGUAGAACAUUUCAGUAGUUGGCUGCUCAAUUUUAGCAGCUAGUGGAGCAGAAUGAACACAUUUCAUAAUUUCACAUUUGGUAUAUAAAUAUCUAUAUCUCUGUAAUUGGCUUUGCAGCUGGGUUUUCACUGUAGUAUUAGCAUUUACCUGCCAUCUUCUACUUUUUUCCCCAAUCUGUUUUACUCUGUACAACUCUGUAUUGUCGACUGACAGGGCAAAAGGACGGCAACCAUAUAGAAGAGAGCAUAUCGUAUUGGAUGGAUUGGAAAUGAUUAGACUGAAAAGAUAUGAAUCUUCUAUCUUUUCAUCCACGUAGCUUUUCAUGCCUCCGGUUGAUUUUGUGUUACAGUUGCUUCGACUGUCCUGGGCAUGAAGAUGCAGUAAUGUGACUAUGCACCGAAACCCUGCCUUAUUCUCAAUACAGACCCAAAGGUCAAAGCUGGUGUGUUUUAGAUUGACCGAACUCAGUCUUACUAGCCUCACCACAUGGGGAAAAAUGAAGGCUUCACUUAUUUGCUCUUUUAUACGUACGUGCAUUCAUUCAGUUGAUUGAUCUCAGUUGAAAUAUAAUGUCCAUGUUUUGGGUUGCUUUGUUUUUUUUAUUUUAUUUUUUACUUACUGAGAACAACAUGGUUUCUCUCUCUUACCCGUUACAUCUGUCAGAUACCCUUGCUUUCAAAAUGGUGUUGUUAUGGUUUGGGGAUCCCUAGUGAUGACCACCUUCACAUCCAAUGUUUGUGCACUGUUUUGUGAGUCAAUGGUUGUAGAUGUUUUGCCUGUUAUUGAUGUAUAUUCACUAUGAAUCAUGUUUUAGACAUUCCAUGUCUCUCUCUCUCUCUCUGAGCUCCUGCUUUGCUUUUGGACCAAUUCACCUGGGCCAAAUAAGAAGAAGAAAAUAGGGAAUAAAAUGCUGUUGUCUUCCAAGAAGAUUGUGAAAAGUGAUUUCAUGGGUGAAAAAACUAAAUAAAAUGGAGUUGAAUCUA
Messenger RNA from Perca flavescens (yellow perch), 3171 nucleotides. RefSeq names its product SH3 domain binding glutamate-rich protein like 3 (gene sh3bgrl3). Gene Ontology annotation, cellular component: cytoplasm. NCBI's taxonomy places the organism in Eukaryota, Metazoa, Chordata, Actinopteri, Perciformes, Percidae. The coding region runs from base 71 to 349 and encodes 92 amino acids. The transcript is spliced from 3 exons. The record is from RefSeq and is a predicted model, not a curated record.